This is a messenger RNA of Closterium sp. Naga37s-1, 543 nucleotides long. The record is from the annotation of a GenBank genome assembly. NCBI's taxonomy places the organism in Eukaryota, Viridiplantae, Streptophyta, Zygnematophyceae, Desmidiales, Closteriaceae.
AUGGUUGCGCCAAGGUUAGUGGUUAUGCAGGGGUCGGUGGCUGCGCUCGGGUCGGUGGUUGCGCCGGGGUUGGUGGGUGUGCUGAGGUCGGUGGCUGCGCUCGGGUCGGGGGUUGCGUGGGGGUCGGCGGCUGCUCUCUGGUCAGUGGUUGCGUUGGGGUCGGUGGUUGCACUCGGGUCGUUGGCUGUACAGCGGUCGGUGCUUGCGUUGGGGGCGGUGGUCGUAUCGGGGUCAGUGGUUGCACCGGGCUCAGUGGUUGCAAUAGGUUUGGUGGUCGCGCCGGGGUCGGUGGGUGCACCGGGGUUGGAGGGUGCGCUGAGGCCGGUGGUUGCGCUGGGGUCGUCGGUCGCGCCGGGGUUGGUGGGUGCGCUGGGGUCGGCGGUUGCAACCAGGAAGAUUCCAUGCCGUUGCCUCUCUCCAUCAGAGGUGCUUCCAUGUGUCAUCCCGUCUGCCCCCGUAACCUUGUCGCCGCCCUCCCCAUGCACACGCAAGCAACUACAGCAGCUGCAGCAGCAGCAGCAGCAGAGGCAGCAGAAAAAGUAG